Messenger RNA from Metschnikowia bicuspidata var. bicuspidata NRRL YB-4993, 4282 nucleotides. It is a transcript of the gene GDE1, whose product is annotated as glycerophosphocholine phosphodiesterase. Gene Ontology annotation, biological process: glycerophospholipid catabolic process. Gene Ontology annotation, molecular function: protein binding; glycerophosphocholine phosphodiesterase activity. Bases 262 to 4095 code for a protein of 1277 amino acids. The transcript has a single exon. NCBI's taxonomy places the organism in Eukaryota, Fungi, Ascomycota, Pichiomycetes, Serinales, Metschnikowiaceae. The record is from RefSeq and is a predicted model, not a curated record.
UAUAAGACCCCCCAGAACCUAUCCUUUUCGCCCAGAAAGCAAAAAAUAGGAGCGCUACCAGACGUAUUUCCGGACCACCAGAAACGGACCACUCAGCUGUCGCACUCGCCUGGAUACGUUUGAUAGCGGACCUCCCAAAGCGCACUCGAACCCACGAUUUCUCUUCUGUACUAAAGCCCCACAGCAGGUAUAGCCAGCUAACUGGAGAAACCGCCCCGAAAUCAAACGCCGCAAACACGCCCGCCAGCAUAUCUCUACACCAUGAAGUUUGGCAAGACGUUUGCGUCGCACCAGAUCCCGGAGUGGUCCACGUACUACAUGAACUACAAGCACUUGAAGAAAACCAUCAAGGCCAUCGACGGCCACUACAACUACCACUCGUUCACGCCGCUCGAGCUCCCGGAAAUCAUUUCGCAGACUCUCUCGCAGUUUUUCUUCGAGUUGGACCGGGACAUCGAACGUGUCUCCGAGUUCUAUAACAGCAAACUUGCCGAGUACACCCGACGGUCCCAUCGCAUCGUGCAUGUGUUGGGCUACGCGGACGGCCAGAUCUCGCUUCUUGCCGACACCACGGACGAGCUCGACGAGAUCGUGUCCAUUUUGCUCGAGUUGCGGUCCGCGUACCGCAACCUCAAGUGGUUCGGCGAGUUGAACCACAAAGGCUUCGUGAAAAUCUUGAAGAAACUCGACAAGAAGCUCGCGUACCUCACCACGUUGGCCAACGACCAGUUGCGCAGCGAGCACCCGGACGAGACCUUGCGCAACUUGCCGCUCGUCGACUUGCCCUGCAACAACAAGGACACGUAUCUCUCCACGCGCGUGGAUGCCUUGCCCUUUGCCAACGGAAUCGACCUUUCUGCAGGCUUGGAGACCAUCAGUGAUAUCUUGGUCAAGUUGGGCGAGCAGCAGGCGCAGUUGGCGUCGGCGCUGCCGGUUUCUGACUUGGAGCUGACCGUGGAGGACUUGAACGUGCUCCGGAUCGGCCACAACCGCAAGUAUUCGUUCGACAAGGAGUCCUUGCUGGACUUGUACGAGGGAAUCAAGCGCGACAAUGGCCUGCUAUGCAUUGCGCAGUUGCGCGUGUUGCCGCUGGAGCAGAUUCUGUUGAAGCUCUUGCUUUCGUUGUUGAACAAGGCCACUCUCUCGAGCUCGUUCAACUGCAUCGACAUGUUGUUUGCGUACAUUCUAGACUUCCACAAGCAGCACGGCUUGGAGUCGCCUGCCCUUGCGGACCCGCAGGAGAUCAGCGGCCGCAACUUCUUCCACCAGCACGUGGUUUCUUUGGGAAAGAGACAGCUCAGCAAAGAGCAGAGCCCGGUGGUUGCGGGGGAAUCCUCCGACUUGAGCAGGCUUUACGGCAACAAAAGCGGGCCCGACGGCAUCCUGCUUGCGCCGGUGCGUGUCGAUGGCUUGGUGCACGUGUUCCUCAAAUUGGCGGAGCAUCCGCAACUCCAGCGGCUUCUUAUCGCUAGAGACAGCUACCACCGCACGCCGCUCCACUACGCCGCGCAGUACGGCACAAAGGAUGUCUGUAAAGUGAUUCUCGAGUGUCUCUCGAAGUGGGAAUUGGUAGACUUGAAGAGCCCUACUGACGAUGCUCGUGUGUGGGGAGACAAGGAGGGACUCACGCCCCUCCAUUUGGCCAUCAUUGGCAAGCACCCGAAAACAUGCCACAACCUCGUCUCGUUCACGAAGGUUCCGCUCAGCUGCCCCAACUUGCUUUUGUUGGCCACCCGCCUAGGUUGCGCUGACAUUGUCAAGGAUUUCCUUUCGGAACAAGUCGUGAGCAUUGACUACACGGACGCAGAGAGCAAUAACGAGACUGCGCUCUACAUAGCGUCCAAGAUGAAUUGCCUUGACUUGGUGCGCUAUCUCCUAGAGCACGGUGCCAAUACCGAGUUGGGCGAGUUGGUCUUUGGCUGGACUCCCAUUUUCGCUGCUGCCGCCGAGGGUCUUUUGGAUGUGGUCAACGAGUUGAAAGGCUUUGGAGCCGCUUUUCACAUGGCAGACGAUUCCGGCUGGUUACCAAUGGAACACGCCUCUUUGAGAGGUCACUUGGCAGUGGCUGACGCGUUGACCCCGCCCGACACAAACUUGCUACUUUACAAUAUCGACGACCCUUCGGAAAACAAGCCGAGGGUUCCCAAUGCACUGCUGUCAAAGAGCGUGUCUGCUGCCAAUUCCCCAUUCAUCAACCCCGUGGGCGAAGAUAGCCUCUUGUCAACUUCAUCCAUAGACAAGCUACCUGAGCUGAACAGAUUGGCUGUCAACGAGGUUUACCGCCAGUUCAAGCAAUUAGAUAAUGGCUCGAGCAAUUCUAUCGAUGUCAUUCCCCCACACGAUGGACAAGAAGCGCUCUCGAUGUCUUCUGCAAGAGACCUUUCGCGUUCCAGAUCUCCGCUGAACAGACGGAAGAUGAAACCGAUCAAGUCGUUUGGUCACAGAUUUUUGGGGAAAGACGAGCAGCUCAUUUUGAUCACACUUGGCACAACAGAUACCCGAGACAAGCUGAGCGCAGUGGAGUUGAACAAAAUCUCGAUUUCGCAGAGUUUUUUCACAGAAUUGGACACUGCCCUCUCUCUUGUUGUAACCUGCCACAACAAAACCACAAAAGCAGUGGUGGAGGACUCUAUUUUGGUCGACUUGCCGUUGGAGGACCAGCACGGAAGUGCCACUGAUCCUUUGAUAUUCAAGCUCAAGAAUAACACGCAGAUAUCUGAUGUGUACAUGACUUUUGACAUUGUGCCAACAUACCAAUACCCUCUGACUUCCAGGAACAACCAUUGCCCUAAAGUGUUCGGAAGAGGUGUUGCUUUUCUUGAGAGCGCAUAUUCAAACGUGGGGCAGAACUUGCGCACUCUCAACAAUAAUGUCACCGUCCCGAUUGUGGAACACAACACUCUUGAUAUUUUGGGUAAGGUGAGGUUCGAGUUCAUGUGCAUCCAGCCAUUCAUCCAUCCAAACAUGUCUAUCAACCGGUCAGACACAUACUGGAAACAGCUCGUGAGCACAAGAGUUAUUGGACACAGAGGAUUGGGGAAGAACUUCAACAACAAGAACUCCUUGCAAUUAGGCGAGAACACCGUGGAGUCAUUCAUCGCCGCUGCAUCUCUCGGGGCCAGUUAUGUGGAGUUUGAUGUACAGCUUACCAAAGAUUUCGUGCCAGUUAUAUACCACGAUUUCUUGGUUGCAGAGAGCGGUGGGGAUAUUCCAAUGCACAUGUUGACAGCAGAACAGUUCUUGGGUUUCAGUGAACACGAGGACAAUGGCAAGGCCAAGUUGUUUUCGUUUGAUAAAACUAAGCUGAACGGAAAUGUGUCGAGAAACUUUGCUUUAGAUGAUGAGCUUUUGGGUAAGUAUAACCGUCCGCGGUCGAUGUCUUCGUACCCGUCAGCGCCAAACAUGACUUCGAGCGUUGAGGAAGAGGAGCUAGACAAAGAAUUUAGAGACCAAAUGGCCAGGAGAAUGAAGCUCACGAAGACCUGGAAGGAAAAGGGGUUCAAGGGAAAUGCGCGUGGGUCGUCCAUUGCGUCCAACUUUGUCACGUUGAAGGAGCUUUUCAAGAGGUUGCCGAAGAAUGUUGGCUUCAACAUGGAACUCAAAUACCCAAUGCUUGACGAGGCACAGCACGAGAGCAUGGGCGAGUUUGCAUUCGACAUGAACUUCUACGUGGACACAAUCUUGAAGGUUGUCUACGAUGAAAACACUUCCGGCAGGGACAUCUUGUUUUCGUCGUUCCAUCCAGAUAUCUGCGUGUUGUUGUCUUUGAAGCAGCCUACGAUGCCGAUCUUGUACUUGACGGAGGCAGGCACGAAUGUGAUGGCAGACAUCAGAGCGUCUUCUUUGCAGAACGCGAUCCGGUUCGCCAAAAAGUGGAACUUGCUAGGGAUCGUCAGCGCCGCAGAAACUUUAGUGAAAACCCCCCGGUUGGCCCAGGUGGUGAAGAGUUCUGGGUUGGUGUGCGUGACCUACGGAGUGCAGAACAAUGAUCCUGAGGCAUGCAAGAUCCAGAUGAAAGCGGGAGUGGAUGCCGUUAUUGCAGACUCCGUCUUGGCUGUGAGAGAAGGCUUGAGGUCGGAAGGCGGUCAGUGCUGAGAGCUUCCAAUCAGAUAGCAUGAGGCGUCCCCAUGCGCUGCUUUUCUAUUUAUUUUUUGUCUGUCCGUUGAGGCUAUGUGCCCGAGGAGCAUUCCUAGAAGUGCCCUUACUUUCUUAUAGAUUUCCUACAAAAUGCGCCGGUCAUAUCACGUAGAGCCCUGCCCGGUCAUAUUACGUAGGGCGCUGC